Messenger RNA from Glarea lozoyensis ATCC 20868, 1590 nucleotides. Its product is annotated as RNase III. The record is from RefSeq and is a predicted model, not a curated record. Gene Ontology annotation, molecular function: ribonuclease III activity. Bases 1 to 1590 code for a protein of 529 amino acids. The transcript has 5 exons. Lineage: Eukaryota; Fungi; Ascomycota; Leotiomycetes; Helotiales; Helotiaceae. Gene Ontology annotation, biological process: RNA processing.
AUGUUUUCCGACAAAUAUCUCAUACAACUCCAGGACAGUGUCGGAUAUAGGUUUAAUGAUGUAUACCUAUUGGAGAAAUCAUUGACAACCGCUGGUGCAGAAGGCGACAAGGAAUCUGAAGAUAGUCAAGAGAGGGACAGAUACGAUGGAAAUCGUAAACUAGCCAAUGUGGGCGAUAAACUUCUUCAGCUCGUUGUGAUGAUCGAUGUGUUUUCUAGAGGUAACCAACAACGACGCAGAGACGCAAGUGCUGCCAUCGCUGCUAAUAAGGAUAUCCUUGUAGCCCGAGCCAAGAAAUUUGAAAUUGACAAACACCUGAAACUUAACCCCCGUCUCCAAGGCCGACCAACAAAGACAACUUUGAGCACUGCAGUGAAUGCUAUUAUUGGUGCGGCAUGGCAAGAUUCCCUGGAAGAUAUGAAGACUGCACGGGGGGUCAUCGAGCAUUUUGGGCAAGUUUUGAUCCCUUUUAUAGUAUUUUCCUACCCUAAGGCACGUCACCAUCAAGAAGAAGUUUUUAUCAACGAGGUAACGCAGGAUAUUUUCCAUGAUCUUCGCGGUUGCUCAAACAACGAUGACGCCCUUCACUCAUCUAGCGAUGCCCUAGAGAUCCUGUCUUUCGCAGACGAACUGCCAAGUUCUCCCCUACACGCUGCAUGCCCCGAGAUUUCUAGUCGGGAGACUGGAAAGGGUCCAGUCCAUGGUCAGAUUAGAGAUUAUUCCAUGCAUGACCGGGAAGGUGAAGUUGGUAAUCGUAAUAUGACAUUGGAGACUUCUAGAAAUACAGAUUCUAGAAUAGUAGCUUCAUCGCUGCUUAGAAGGCCCGAUAACACAAGACAAAACGGGCCAAAAGACCUCCAAUCUCAGUCGAAGAAAAGGAAAGCACAACAAAAAACGCUCCGUAUACACACAUCACGGACGGAAUUUGUAAAGGAUUACAUUCAAUCUGAACAAGAGCGAUGCCGCGCGUUGGCGCUACCAAUGCCUAAAAGAGACCUUGGAUCAGCCUUAAAGGCCCACGGUAUGAAUGUUGGAGACAAUGGGCUCGCUAAACUCAACACACUCUACCUUGGAAUUGCAAGCCCAGAGUCAUUCGCCACUUUGCACGAUCUAGUAAAUGUACAGCGGCGGCCGGUCACUGGGAAACCAUCCAUCCCGUGCUGGAACCUUCCUCUCAAAGAACGAGUAGAGGCUAUCGAGGGUCUGAAUGAUGACAUUAUGUACAAGAGUUUUUUAAAGAGGUGUCACAUCUUAGAACUUUUCACAUCGCUCUCAGGGAGCCACAAAACGAGCGACGGAUUCAUCAAUGAAACUAAUCAGACUCUCUCAGGGGAUCCGCGCUCACAGCUCGGAAACCCGCUUGUGAUGGAGGACUCGAAGGUGUCAAAGGAGAUGUUAGCCCAACUAUAUCCCGGCCUAGACCGCAACAGCCCCGAAUACUCUCGAAAGGAAAGAUUUGUGAAUAAAUUACGUAAGACUGGUCAACGUCUGGAUCUUCUCGUCCAAAAAUUUGGCUUUGGGAUUAUCGGGCUGGUCCCGCUACCAUCAGAUGGCGGUGAGCUUGCUUUCAACAUCACCGACACUAUGUAG